AUGGCCAAACCGCGAAGCAACGUCCAGUUUCAACAUCGUGGGAGCAUGAGCAACGGAAAGGCGCGACGGCCCAGCAGCAGCAUGUCAAACAUUAGCGAGACAGGCUCUGAGCCCGAUGCUCCUGCCGAUCGAAAUGGCGUCAUCGCAAAAAGCGAGGGAGAGCCCAAAAGCCAGUCUGAUUACGAGAAGAAGAAGGAAACAUUCAUCACCCGCACAAUAUGGACUUUGAUCAUGAUAGGCAUCUUCUUCGGCGGUAUGUUCGCUGGGCACAUAUACAUGAUAAUGAUUGUCACCGCAAUACAAAUCAUCUCCUUCAAGGAGGUCAUCGCGAUAUCGAACGUACCAAGCCGAGCGAGGAGUCUGCGCUUUACCAAGACCCUGAAUUGGUACUUCUUGGGGACGACGAUGUACUUUUUCUACGGAGAGAGUGUCAUAUACUACUUCAAACACAUCAUCCUCAUUGACAGGGUGCUCCUGCCGUUCGCAACACACCACCGGUUUAUAAGCUUCAUGCUCUAUGUGAUAGGCUUCGUCUUCUUCGUUGGCUCCCUACAACAGGGCCACUUCAAGUUCCAGUUCUCACAAUUCGCCUGGACCCACAUGGCCCUCCUCAUCAUUGUGUUCCAGGCUCACUUCAUCAUGAACAACCUGUUUGAAGGCAUGAUCUGGUUCUUCCUACCAGUAUCUCUUGUCAUCACGAACGACAUCUGGGCAUACAUAUGCGGGAUAACGUUUGGCCGGACCCAGUUGAUCAAGCUGUCACCAAAGAAAACAGUGGAAGGCUUUGUUGGAGCUUGGAUCUUCACGAUGUUCUUCGGGGUCAUCUUGACAAACAUCUUGAUGCGUUAUAAGUAUUUCAUCUGUCCAGUCAACGAUCUCGGCGCAAACUUGUGGACGGGCCUCGAAUGCACGCCCAACCCAGUCUUCAUCCCUCACACCUACCGCCUCCCGUUUAUUCCACCGACCUGGACCCACCUCCCCCAAACCCUCACCGUCGCCCCAAUGCAAUUCCACAUUCUCGUCUUCGCAACCUUUGCCUCGCUGAUUGCGCCCUUCGGCGGCUUCUUCGCCAGCGGCCUCAAACGCACCUUCAAGAUCAAGGACUUCGGCGAUAGUAUCCCCGGCCACGGCGGCAUGACGGACCGCAUGGACUGCCAGUUCAUCAUGGGGUUCUUUAGUUUUGUGUACUAUCAGAGCUUUAUUGCGGUUAACAAGGCGAGCGUGGGCGGUGUGCUUGAGAUGGCGGUGCAAGGGCUGAACAAUGAGGAGGUGGUGGAGGUUGUGAGGGGGUUAGUGAAGUAUUUGGUUGGGCAGGGGAGAUUGGAUCCGAAGGUGCUGGAGUAUCUUCAAGGAAACAUGGUAAAGCGGUCACGGAUUUGA
Molecule: messenger RNA, 1380 nt
Organism: Coniosporium apollinis CBS 100218
Lineage: Eukaryota; Fungi; Ascomycota; Dothideomycetes
Product: phosphatidate cytidylyltransferase
Exons: 6
Coding region: 1-1380 (459 amino acids)
Cellular component (GO): endoplasmic reticulum membrane
Molecular function (GO): phosphatidate cytidylyltransferase activity
Source: RefSeq, a predicted model, not a curated record